CUGGCUCACUGCGUCGAGCUAUUUUACUUUUCAAGCACCAUUCCACCCUCAAGAAAAGUUGAUCAAGGCUGAGUUCGGGGAAGGGGACAUCCUGGCUCCACCCGGGUAAAGCCCGAAGCCCCGAACUUUUAAAGAAAGAGGGGCUGACGGCCCGUGGAUGGCAAAAGCUCUGUCGGAACCCUACUAAAUACUGCACAUCACUAGUUCUUCAAUAUGGUUGCAGAAUAUGAAUAAUCAUCGGCAGUACUACUGCCGACCUUGCUGCUGCAUACAUACUCGACAACAAAGCGGCCCACAAACAACUUCGUCUUGGUCACACUGCACACUACAUUGCUUUGCUUUACUUACAGGAGGGGACGGCAACGCACAUUGCACAGGCAACAAUCAGAAGACUAGUAGAAAAAAAUAUUUUUUAUUUUUUUUUUCUUUCUUUUGUUUAGGGAAGGAAUGGAAAGGAAGUGUGGGAAUCCAGCCUUAAUGUCCCACUUUCUUUCCUCAUGCUGUGUUCCUUUGUCCCGAGUACUUUUCUCCUCUCAACGGAGUUGGUCGCUCUGUUUGGAACCGCACUCAACAGCUCUCAACACAUUUACUUCCUUUUCUCCGUCUUUCAAUUCUUCGAUGGGGAUACUCAUUAGGAAGGUGGUUGGCUCUACCUCUUGGUAUUUUCUUCUCAAUUCCCAGAGCUGCGGUACCAAGGGGGGCGGGCAAUGUUGAACCAUGGUUGCUUGUCACUUAGUGUACCACACAUCGGGGGCUCGGAGCAACGUAUCGUGGCUUUCUUACCAAGCAGACAGUGUCUCGAACCAGCCCACUAAUUUCAUCCUCAACGCAUCCUCAAAAAUGAUCAUUGGGAUUGUCGGGGCUUUGUUUGCCGGUACCUGGGCACUCCUUACAUACAUACCAUGAUCCGAUGACCGGCCGGGGAUAGUGGGUAAAACUUCAGAGAGAAAAAAAGGACGUCUUCGCAGACAAAGGAGGAGGGG
Molecule: messenger RNA, 983 nt
Organism: Aspergillus welwitschiae
Lineage: Eukaryota; Fungi; Ascomycota; Eurotiomycetes; Eurotiales; Aspergillaceae
Exons: 1
Coding region: 448-714 (88 amino acids)
Source: RefSeq, a predicted model, not a curated record